GAAAAUAUAUUGUAUAUGUUUAUAUUACUCACAAGUAGUUUCCACAAACUCAAUAGGAAGAUUAAAAUGUAUCUUUGAAUAAACAUCCAGCAUUUAACCAUGCAACACAUGGAUGAUGGACCAUAACUACAACUUUAACCCACUCGAGCCAGCUCUACUUUCACAAUAAAAGCUUUACCAUUAUUCAUGAAAACAACCACCUUCUUUAUUUCCUGCACAAGAAGACACAUUAAUGGCCCAUCCUUUCUGCUAAAAUAUUGAAUACUCCACUAGCUAACACACCGACACACUCUCAGAUAAGCAUUAUUCACACACCUCUCUUCUUCAUUCCUAACUCUCCAUUCCCCUUUUCCAUGGCUGGAAUACCAGUGAAAUUCUUGUUUUUCUUUGUAUCAAUGUGUCUGUCAAUCAACCUAGCACUAUGUGCUAGUAACAUGCGAAACACAAAGAAAACUUACAUCAUCCAAAUGGAUAAACGGGCAAAGCCAGAUGUUUUCAUUGACCAUGUUAAAUGGUAUUCAUCACUAGUAAAAUCUGUACUAGUAAAAUCACUAGAAACUGCAGGAGACGAAGAAGAAAGGAUACUUUACAGCUACCAGACUGCAUUUCAUGGAGUUGCUGCUCAGCUUAGUGAGGAAGAAGUGAAAAGAUUACAAGAACAAUAUGGGGUUUUAGCUGUUUUUCCUGAGAUUAAAUAUGAGUUGCAUACCACUAGAAGUCCUAUGUUUCUUGGCCUCGACCGAGAGGACAGCAACAAGUUGUGGUCUGAUAGAUUUUCGGACCACAAUGUAAUUGUGGGUGUUCUUGAUACUGGAAUUUGGCCAGAAAGUCCAAGUUUUAAUGAUACUGGAAUGACAGAUGUUCCAGCUCACUGGAAAGGCGCAUGUGAAACAGGGCGUGGUUUUGAGAAGCAUCACUGUAGCAAGAAAAUUGUUGGUGCUAGAGUAUUUUACCGGGGGUAUGAAUCAUCUUCUGGUAAAAUAAAUGAAAGGGAUGAGUACAAAUCAGCACGAGAUCAAGAUGGGCAUGGCACUCAUACUGCUGGAACAGUUGCGGGGUCUGUAGUUCGUGGAGCCAAUCUUUUGGGUUAUGCUUAUGGUACUGCCCGAGGAAUGGCCCCCGGUGCGAGGGUUUCAGCUUACAAGGUGUGCUGGGUGGGUGGGUGUUUUAGUUCGGAUAUACUUUCUGCUGUUGAUCAAGCUGUAGCUGAUGGAGUAAAUGUUUUGUCUAUCUCUUUGGGUGGUGGAGUUUCGUCUUAUAAUCGUGACAGUUUGUCAAUUGCUGCUUUUGGGGCCAUGGAGAAAGGGGUGUUUGUUUCAUGCUCAGCAGGAAAUGGUGGGCCUGAUCCCAUUAGUCUUACAAAUGUAUCACCAUGGAUCACUACAGUAGGAGCCAGCACUAUGGACAGGGAUUUUCCAGCUACUGUUAAGCUGGGGACUGGCAAAAUUGUGGCUGGGGCAUCACUUUAUAAAGGUAGGAAGAAUCUUUCAACAGAAAAACAGUAUCCUUUAAUUUAUUUAGGAAAUAAUUCGAGCAGCUCCCUGCCGAGCUCAUUGUGCUUAGCGGGUACCUUAGAUGAUGCCUCGGUUGCUGGGAAGAUUGUGAUAUGUGAUAGGGGAAUUAGUCCUCGAGUUCAGAAGGGGCAAGUAGUAAAAGAUGCUGGAGGAGUAGGAAUGAUUUUGACAAACACUGCAGCUAAUGGUGAAGAGCUGGUUGCAGAUAGUCACCUUCUUCCGGCAGUAGCAGUUGGUGAAAGGGCAGGAAGAGAAAUCAAGCAUUAUGCUUCGGCUCGAAAUGCAACUGCCACUUUGAGAUUUCUGGGAACCAAAUUAGGUAUCAGGCCUUCUCCAGUGGUUGCUGCAUUUUCAUCCAGAGGACCUAACUUCCUCACUCUGGAGAUUCUAAAGCCAGAUAUGGUGGCACCAGGAGUUAAUAUCCUUGCAGCUUGGACUGGUGCUUUGGGUCCUUCUAGUUUGCCUAUCGAUCAACGAAGGACGAAUUUCAACAUAUUGUCUGGAACUUCAAUGUCAUGCCCACAUGUUAGUGGCAUUGCUGCUUUGCUCAAGGCCAGGCAUCCAGAUUGGAGUCCAGCAGCUAUUAAAUCCGCACUCAUGACAACUGCUUAUGUUCAUGAUAACACUUAUAAAUCUCUAAGAGAUGCCUCAUCCGCUACUCCUUCGACCCCAUAUGAUCAUGGUGCAGGACACAUCAAUCCACGGAAAGCUGUUGAUCCUGGUCUGAUUUAUGACAUAGGGGCACAGGAUUACUUCGAGUUCCUGUGUACGCAAGAACUCAGCCCUUCACAGCUAAUGGUUUUUGGGAAGUUCUCAAACAGAACUUGCCACCACUCGCUUGCUAAUCCAGGGGACUUGAACUACCCAGCCAUUUCUGCUGUUUUUCCAGAAGACACAAAAGUUUCAGUGCUGACACUUCACAGAACAGUCACCAAUGUGGGUUCUCCCAUAUCAAAUUACCAUGUUGUAGUCUCAUCAUUCAAAGGUGCAGUCGUGAAGGUUUAUCCUGCGCGUUUGAAUUUCACCAGCAGACACCAGAAACUUUCUUAUAAGGUGACUUUCGAAACGAAAUCUCGUCAAAAAGCACCUGAAUUUGGAUCCCUGAUAUGGAAAGAUGGAACACACAAAGUUAGAAGCCCGAUUGUGAUAACAUGGCUAGCAUCACUAUAGUUCAGUCUGCCAAAUUUCUACUAGCACUUUGUAUGCGGUGGAUAAUAAAAAACAUGUUGCCGCAAUUCCUCUGUGCUUCAGCAGUGUUGUUUUUUCUAGGAAACAUUUUCUUUGUUUAUUGCUUGCUAUAUUGCCAAAUUAAUUGUAGGAACUAUCAUAAUGAUAAAUUUGGCAAUACAAGUGCAGAAAAAGUCAAUUUUCAAUCCAA
Capsicum annuum is the source of this 2892-nucleotide messenger RNA. Its product is annotated as subtilisin-like protease SBT1.3. The coding region runs from base 354 to 2684 and encodes 776 amino acids. The record is from RefSeq and is a predicted model, not a curated record. The transcript has a single exon. Gene Ontology annotation, biological process: proteolysis. NCBI's taxonomy places the organism in Eukaryota, Viridiplantae, Streptophyta, Magnoliopsida, Solanales, Solanaceae. Gene Ontology annotation, molecular function: serine-type endopeptidase activity.